AUGCCAAAGAUUUUGUGUUAUGGUUCUAUCAACAUCGAUGACAUCUUCCAAGUCAACGACAUCGUGAAGCCUGGUGAAACGAUCUCUUCAUCAAACUACAUCGUGCUUCCGGGAGGCAAAGGAGCCAAUCAAUCUGUAGCUCUCGCCAAAAAUGCGAGGCCUCAAGUAUCGCAUGCUGGGAAAAUCGGUCAAGAUGGUCGUUGGGUUUUGGAUGAAAUGGAGAGAGAUGGUGUAGAUACGUCGCUGGUUUAUAUUGAUCCUGUUCAGCAUACAGGUCGCGCCAUAAUCCAAGUCAGUGAAUCAACAAAAGAUAAUGCCAUAGUACUAUCAGCUGGUGCCAACAAGGCUAUAACUCUAGCCGAGGCUGAACGGAUCUUAAAAGAGCGUUAUGAGAAAGGAUCAUGGCUCGUCUUACAGAAUGAGAUCUCGUCACUACCCGAGAUAAUCACGACUGCUCACAGCAUUGGAUGGAAUAUCGCCUUCAAUCCGGCCCCAUGCCCAAAAGAUCUAGUCUCUUCAGGAUUCCCACUCAACCUAUGUACAUUGCUGACAUUGAACGAAUCUGAGGCUUCGUCACUGUCAAAUCAGCUGCUUGGAUCGACGUAUGUGGAUAAAAAAAUCACCGUGGCUGACGCCGAAUCAAUAAGUAAAAGAUUCUUUGGAUCUCUCGGCAAUCUUAGAGUGGUAGUCAUAACACUGGGACUCAAUGGAGCAGUGGCAUCCUUCACAUUGCAACCUGGAGAAGUGAAGACCGUGUUUCAACCUGCCUUAAAAGUAAAGUCGGUAGAUACUACAGGAGCUGGUGAUACUUUUACGGGAUACUUUAUAACUGAAUUGGUCAAGUCUUAUGAUGGAGGUGUGACUGAAGAGGUUAUGCAGAGGGCGUUGAUAUACGGUGUUGUUGCUGCUGCCAUCAGUACACAAUCACCAGGUGCGAUGAGGAGUAUACCAGAACGAGAUGUAGUUAUAGAGCAGAUUCGAGAUGCUGGCUGGACGGCAUAA
Messenger RNA from Synchytrium microbalum, 1002 nucleotides. RefSeq lists its product as uncharacterized. The record is from RefSeq and is a predicted model, not a curated record. Gene Ontology annotation, biological process: D-ribose metabolic process. The transcript is spliced from 3 exons. Gene Ontology annotation, molecular function: ribokinase activity. NCBI's taxonomy places the organism in Eukaryota, Fungi, Chytridiomycota, Chytridiomycetes, Synchytriales, Synchytriaceae. The coding region runs from base 1 to 1002 and encodes 333 amino acids.